GUGUUUUAAGAAGCUGACAAAAUGCGUUACAUGACAUAUAAGUGCACAUUUGACACGUGAAAUGUGACGCGGGGCAAGAAGAGAGUCUCUUUCCUGUCUUGCCUUCAAACAGAUAAAGAAUAUAAAAUGAACUUUGCUGCUGUUUUUCUCCCUCUUAAAAAAAACCAGAAGACAUGGCCGCUACUUCAUUCUCAAUCUCACUCUCCCCAUACCCUGCCCCCAUUCGGAGCCAAAACCAAUUUUCAAGACAGAGCACUGGUUUUCUUCAUUUAAGUUUGAGACAAAGGAGCAUUAUUAGUAAUAACACUAUUGGCUCCAAAGCAAGGGAAUUAGCUGCUGAGUUCUCACUCUUAAGCUCAAGCUCAAGGCGGUUGCAUGUGCUAUCUGCUACUACUGAUAAAGCCAAUGCACUGCCUCUUACUGACACUGUGUCUCCUGCCACCUCUUCCAGGGUGAAACGCCACACAAUUUCAGUUUUUGUUGGAGAUGAGAGUGGAAUAAUAAACAGGAUUGCAGGGGUGUUUGCUAGGAGAGGUUACAACAUUGAGUCCCUUGCUGUUGGUCUCGACAAGAACAAGGCUCUGUUUACCAUAGUUGUAUCUGGGACUGAAAGGGUUCUGCGACAAGUCGUAGAGCAACUUAACAAGCUUGUCAAUGUCAUCAAGGUAGAAGAUAUCUCAAUGGAACCACAUGUAGAACGUGAAUUAAUGCUUAUAAAACUCAAGGCUGAACCAACAUCUCAUGCUGAGAUCAUGUGGCUUGUAGACAUCUUCAGAGCAAAGAUUGUGGAUACUUCAGAACACUUUUUACCAUUGAGCUUUUUAUAUGGGUAUGCCUACCAACUUUCUAGGAAAGACUUAGAUGGAGUUUUUCAAUUUAUUAUUAUAGCUCAGUACUUCAUUGACAUUGUGAUUGUCAUAGUAAUUUUUGUCAUUGGCAUUGUGGAUGGAUCAUCUAAUGAAAAGCUGCUUAAUGUCACUGGAGACCCUGGAAAGAUGGCAGCUGUUCAAAGAAAUUUCAGCAAGUUUGGGAUAAAAGAACUUGCAAGGACUGGGAAGAUUGCUCUGAGGCGUGAAAAGAUGGGGGAGACUGCUCCUUUUUGGGGAUUUUUUGCUGCCUCUUAUCCAGAUCUUGAAGGUAGAUCAACUGAUGUUGGUGUUAUAAGGGAUGCAAAACGAUUACGUAAUCGAGAUGCCAAUGCAUACUCAAAGGGUGAUGUAUAUCCUGUAGAACCUUUUGAAGACUUCCUGGUAAAUCAAGUUCUUGAUGCUCAUUGGGGGGUUCUCUAUGAUGAAGAUUCAAGUGGGCUUCAGUCACACACUUUAUCUAUGGUCGUGAAUGACACUCCUGGUGUUCUAAAUGUAGUUACGGGGGUUAUUUCCCGAAGAGGCUAUAAUAUUCAGAGUUUAGCUGUGGGGCCUGCUGAAAGAGAAGGGCUUUCUCGCAUUACAACUGUUGUUCCUGGAACUGAUGAGACAAUAGGAAAAUUAGUUCAGCAACUUCAGAAAUUAGUAGAUCUUUAUGAGGUGCAGAUUAUGACGCACUUACCAUUUGCAGAACGAGAGUUGAUGUUGAUAAAAGUUGCCGUGAACACUGCUGCUCGAAGGGAUGUCCUUGAUAUUGCUAGCAUAUUUCGAGCUAAAGCUGUUGAUGUGUCUGAUCACACAAUUACUCUUGAGCUCACAGGUGAUUUAAACAAGAUGGUUGCUCUCCAGAGACUAUUAGAGCCCUAUGGAAUUUGUGAGGUGGCUCGGACGGGAAGAGUGGCGCUGGUGCGGGAGUCGGGUGUGGAUUCAACGUAUCUCCGUGGAUAUUCUCUUCCAUUCUAAUUUUCUAUUUCUUAAAAAGCUUCUGGCCAUGGCAAAGUCAAGUAUGUUUUAUUUCUUUUUAUAUUUCUUGAUGUCAUCACUUUGCCAUUGAGAUUGUUGCAAGAUUUUCUGUUUCUUCAUUCCUGCAUUAGGUUGCUUGAUGUAAUCAACGUGCAUUUUCACAUCCAAUAGCUACAUAGGUUUGUCGAAUUGAAACUUAAUAGUUCGUU
Molecule: messenger RNA, 2038 nt
Organism: Durio zibethinus
Lineage: Eukaryota; Viridiplantae; Streptophyta; Magnoliopsida; Malvales; Malvaceae
Source: RefSeq, a predicted model, not a curated record